Messenger RNA from Marmota flaviventris (yellow-bellied marmot), 616 nucleotides. RefSeq names its product thiosulfate sulfurtransferase/rhodanese-like domain-containing protein 3. Lineage: Eukaryota; Metazoa; Chordata; Mammalia; Rodentia; Sciuridae. Gene Ontology annotation, molecular function: thiosulfate-cyanide sulfurtransferase activity. The record is from RefSeq and is a predicted model, not a curated record.
CAGCGGGAGAGGAUGCUGCCCUGGCUGCUGUUCCGGACUGCGCGCAGGGCUGUCCUCGGGUCCGUGGAGACUGAGCUCUGCGAUUUGAAGUCAAUAAAGGAAAGCUGCCACAAUUUUUGUACUGCUACUUCUAAGGCUGUCACUUAUAAGGAACUCAAAAACCUGUUGAAUUCCAAAAACAUUAUGCUAAUUGAUGUCAGAGAGACAUGGGAAAUACUUGAAUAUGGAAAAAUCCCAGGAUCUGUCAAUAUACCAUUGAAUGAGGUAAGUGAAGCUCUCCAGAUGAACCCAAGAGACUUCAAAGAGAAGUACCAUGAAGUAAAGCCAUCCAAAUCCGACAGUCUAGUGUUUUCUUGUUUAGCCGGAAGGAGAAGCAAAAAGGCUCUGGACACAGCAAUAUCUCUGGGCUUUCACAGGGCUCAACACUAUGCUGGAGGAUGGAAGGAAUGGGAAACCUAUGAAUUUUCAGAAAACAAAAAAGGAAAUUGAGUUUUGGAAUACAAAUUGGCUGUUUCCUUGUGUACCUGCAACCUGGAGUACUUCAAUGAGCAAAAGAAAAAUGUAUUUCUGGAAGCAGUUGGUUAAUUCUAAGGGGAUUAUAUAUAUCAACAACUUG